Zeugodacus cucurbitae (melon fly) is the source of this 821-nucleotide messenger RNA. RefSeq lists its product as uncharacterized. The transcript has 2 exons. Lineage: Eukaryota; Metazoa; Arthropoda; Insecta; Diptera; Tephritidae. The record is from RefSeq and is a predicted model, not a curated record. The coding region runs from base 84 to 725 and encodes 213 amino acids.
GUCAAAGGGAAAGUGUUAUUGAGAGGGUAUCACCACGAAAUAGACUGCUGGAGAAUAGCACGCACCAGUUAGAAGAUGUCAAGAUGUUGAGAAGAAGGGAAGUUCACAAUCAGCAACAACGAUCGAGAAGAAGGGAAGUUCGUGCUCGCCAAAGUGAUGAAGUAAGAUCACAACAUGCGAUUAUUCGACGACAACAGCGGCAACAUCUUUCUUUUGUGAACAUUGAACGGGCAGGUUUUCGAUAUGAUCCAAACAUUCAAUAUAGCGCAUCUGUUCAAAUCGGUCAGAUGUCAGUAGUUUGUCAAUAUUGCAAUGCAGUCAAAUUUAAAAAUGAACCGUCAGGGUUAUGUUGCGCCGGGGGAAAGGUUAAGUUGCCAGAAUUGCUUCCACCACCACAACCAUUGUUCCCGCUGCUUUACGGCCAUUUCUUAAAGCACACUAAAAUGUACAACGAUAGUUUUCAAAUGACGUCGUUUGGCGGUGAAAUUGUAAAUGAACAAAACUACAAUCCAACGUUUAAGGUUCAUGGGCAAAUUUUUCAUCUCGCUGGAUCGCUGUUGCCGCAUCCAGAUCAAGAACACAAAUAUCUCCAAAUUUACUUUCUUGGAGAUUCAAAUGAUGAAGUAAAUCGGCGUUGUGCUAUCUUCAAUACAACGAACACAAUGGCCUCAUUAAACUGUUUACGAUUUCGUUGGCACGUAUGCCAACAGGUGAUCAUAGUAUAAUCAUACAAGCGGACAAAAGACCAACAGGGAAACAUGAAAGACAAUAUAAUGCAUCUACAGUUAGCGAAAUAUCAGUUGUUGUUGUUGGAGAAAAUU